This is a messenger RNA of Lasiosphaeria miniovina, 731 nucleotides long. RefSeq lists its product as uncharacterized. The record is from RefSeq and is a predicted model, not a curated record. Lineage: Eukaryota; Fungi; Ascomycota; Sordariomycetes; Sordariales; Lasiosphaeriaceae. The coding region runs from base 196 to 576 and encodes 126 amino acids. The transcript is spliced from 2 exons.
GGGCAAGCUCCACAACGGUCCUGGGGGCAAGCUCCACAAUGGUCCUGGGGCAAGCCCCUGUUGCGGUCGUUGUGGUAACCGAGGUCACGGUCGAGGUACUGCCAUAUGCAGGACUGAUGAGCGGUAUUGAGACAAGGGAACUGUGUGGACUUACAUGGUCGGGGUGACGGUCACAGUGACUACUGGCCGCGGUGCAUGCUUCAGGUACGAGCGGCAAUAUUUGAUGAUUUCGGGGUCCUUGAGGAUAUUUCCAGGGAUAUGCGAACAAAAGCGGAGGUCGGGGCGUUGUUGGGCGUCAACCUGGCCGCCCUGGUUGGCGCCUUUGCUGCCCUGAUGACCGGCAGCAGGAUCGUGAUGACCGGCAGGAGGAUUGUACCGACUGGCAGGGGGAUUGUAUUGACUGGCAGGGGGGUUGUAUUGGCCGGCUGGGGCACGGUAUUGGUUGACAGGAGGAUUGUAUUGAACAACUGGAGGAUUGUAUUGCCCGAGGGCCAAAUCGAAGGUGAGGAGAGAAAACGCCCCAAGCCAGAGAGAAGCGGAAGGCCAGGUCCUGCCGGCAUAUGCCAGACGGUUUAAACUCCAAGUCCAAGACGUCACGACAGACAGCCACCGACACAUGCUGGUGCCACCCGGCCACGUGCAACCAUGUCCUCGACCACGAGGCUCCAUAAAACUCACGCAUUAGACCAGCCUACCGGAAAUGUGGCGUGCAGAUAUCCACAAGGGCUUUG